CAAACUGUAAAGAACUAAAAAAAAAUACAAUGUGGAAAUUGACUUGUGCAAUUUUGGUAGUUAUAGCCGCUGUAGGAGCAGAAAAGAUUACCCCACGAACAGGGGAUGAUCUUGUUUCUUCGGUUAUGAAUACGUGCAGUGAUAUGGGGUGCGUAAAAGAACACGUUUUGGAGUAUUUGGAUAAUGUGUUGGGAAUUCAAAGUGAAGCUAGAAGUCUUCAGAACAUUGACAACGCAAUCUACAAACGUGCUGCAAGAGUGCUGGAAACUCAAGAGUUCAGAGUCAAAGUACCUCAAGCCAUUGCUGAAAAUACCGAAAUUGUUUACAACCCCAAAAGCGGUUUGGAUAUUGCUACUGAUGAAAAUGAAUCCAGAGGUAUCUUGAAAAAGAAGCUUUUGCUCCCAUUCUUGAUCCUCUUCAAAUUGAAGACCAAACUCUUGAUGCCAAUUUUUGUAUUCCUUGCCAGUUUGAAGGCUUUCAAGGCUCUUAUUUUGUCUAAAUUGGCCAUUGUUUUGGUACUUGGAUUUAUUAUUUAUCAACUAUGUGCCAAAUCAGGUAUGCCAAUGCCAAUGAUGACAAUGGCCCCAGCUGAGCCCCCAGCAUCAUUAUAUGGUGCCCCAGCACCAGGUCCCUCUACAGCUCCACCAAGUUCGUACGAACCCGGUUGGGAACCCAACACUGGAGGACCAUAUGCCAGAGUUUGGACGGCUCCAUCCAAUAACGAAGCUCAGAACUUAGCUUACUCAGCUUACUAUCCGGGAUCGUCUGGUUCUUCUUCUGCAUCUACUAGUCGUCCUUAAGAUGCAAUUUUGACUGAUGAAGUGUUAAUUUAUUUAUUUAUGGUUUUUGUUAAUUUUAUGUUUGUUGAUGCAAUAAAAGAAUUUCAAAUAUUGGUAGGGUUUAUUUGAAGUUGGAAUUAGCUGGAAAUUUCUACAGCAUGGAAAUGGAAAGAAACAGUAUAAUGUUGAAAAUGCAAAAUGCAAAAACUAGAAUAGCGAAAGAAUAAAUAUUAAUGUCGAACAAAAAAUGGCUGAAUGCUGGAUAUCUGGUAUUCUAG
Messenger RNA from Ceutorhynchus assimilis (cabbage seed weevil), 1057 nucleotides. NCBI's taxonomy places the organism in Eukaryota, Metazoa, Arthropoda, Insecta, Coleoptera, Curculionidae. The record is from the annotation of a GenBank genome assembly.